AUGGUCCGGAUACCAAUAAAGAUGCGACUAGGCGGCUGUGUCAACGGAAUUUGCGAAGAAUGCGGUCGAAUAGACUUCAGAACCAUUUUCCAAUGUGAAGGAGAUCAGCUAUUGACCAAGACCGACAGCGAACCCUACUAUCCCAUCAAAGACAACUCGCGGUGCAUUCUUGGAAGAGUUUCUUUGAAGAACAUAGACACUUGUCCAUUAUGCGCCUUCUUUGACGACUGCUAUCCAGAUCGAACCCCUAACCAAAAGCUCGGGGUUUAUUCAGGCUCCCUCUCCGACAUUUGUGGAUAUGAUGACAUCCCGCGGAACUUGGAUUCGAUCGCACUGUAUCUCGUUGAAGGCGGAUCAGCGAAUACUUCCUUCAGAUCGCCGCUAAUUGUAGCACCCAAGUGCAUCAAUCAACCCAAACUUGCUGUUACUUCCGAGCAUGCGGAUGAUGAUGAUGAUGAGCAUUGCAAGCAUUUAGGGGGAAGAGAAAUACGACCAGAUGUGAUUGAUUACGAUGUCAUUCGCGAAUGGCUGGAUAUGUGCUCAUCGACGCAUUCUGGAUGCGUGGACGGACAUUUGUCGUUGAAUUUCAAGGACCUACCCGAAUUUCGCCUCAUUGACUGCUCGACGGGAACCAUGAUUCCGGCUUUUCAAGCUCGCGAACGAGAAUAUGUUACGCUCAGCUAUGUCUGGGGGCCCGCUCCGGUUGUUAGCAGCCCGACAAAACCCUUUGGUUUGCCGGACGAGUUGCCACAUGUGGUGGCAGACGCAAUAAAGGUGACAAUGAACCUGGGUUACAGAUAUCUCUGGGUCGACCGAUACUGUAUACCACAGGACAACGCCAAAGCCAAGCAGCGUCAGAUCCAAAACAUGGGAAAGAUCUACUCUCGCUCGGCGUUAACAAUCAUAGCCGCGGCAGGGGAAGAUUCAGAAUACGGGCUUCCGGGCGUCAGCUGUCGUAAGCGAAUCACGCACCAUCUUGCCCUCGACAAUGGUCGACUACGACUUUCGACCAUCCAUCUCGCAAAGUUCGACAUCACCCCUUCAAAAUGGAACUCACGCGGCUGGACAUACCAAGAAGGUAUCCUCUCUAGACGCCGUCUCGUUUUCACCGACCAUAAUGUCUACUUCCAGUGCGAGCGCGCCUACACCAGCGACGACAUCCGGCUACCUCUAACAGGGCGUUUCCACACUUCCAAUGCUCUGGAUCCCAACCACGAGAUCAUGCCUUUCCUGUUUUCCAAGGACCAGGAAACCAGUUCUCACGCUUGGUACACAAUUGGAAAAUUCGCGGAGCGAAAUCUCACCUACGACUCUGAUGCGCUGGACGCCGUUGCCGGCGUGCUUCACCGGUUCCCGCCCUCCACUGUCCGGUUCUUGUGUGGACUGCCAAUUACCGUUCACCCUGAGUGUCCUUCCCCGCCGCCGGAUACGGCAGGGGUACAGGUUCCGAAGGGGUGUCUUGCGAUGUCAGACUUACUGGUGUGUAGACGUACCUCUACUGAGAAGGCCUCCAAUAUGACCUCCAACCACAACAACCUCUAUUCCCAAAGCGACAUAGGCCGAGCCGUGCUCGUCGACGCCCUCCUCUGGCAAUGUAAAUGGUCCGCCACAGCCACCUCCUACUGGCCCCAACCUCACACUUCCACCUCCAACUCCCCUCGCAGAUCUGGUUUCCCCAGCUGGACCUGGGCCGGCUGGAAAAGCACCAACGAGCGCAUGAUCAAGUUCUCCGGUUCCAACUCGGGCUUACGCUGUCCAAGGAGUUGGGAGAGACCAGGCCGGGAUGGCACCAAAAAGGACAUUGAGUUUCUCCCGUGCACCAUAAGUGUCUCUCUCUCCGGAGUCUCUGGGGACAAGGGGGGUAUCCGAUCUACUAACAAAAAGCCAAAACCGUCCAAACGGCUCCUCAAAUGGCCAGAAGCCAGUAAACAGAUCCUCAAAUUAUCCGACCAAGGCAAGCUCACCAACAGCCGCUUAAUCAUCAAGGGAAGCGUGUUCGAUGUCAAAGUGGCUAUCAACAAGAGGAACGGCGCAGAUCUCCCUCCAGCAGGUAAAUGGAGCGAUGACGGGUGGAAAAUCACUUGGCCUUCCGCGCUGGCUGGGAGUCCCGUCGAGGUUCCCCCUGGUUUACUGGAGGAGUCAGAAACCCACGACCUGCUGGCGGUGCUUUUCAGACGAGGCAUAGCUGAUCUCGUCCCCGAGGGAUUCCUGGAUACACUACCAGCAAGGAAUCGGGCUAAAGUGGCGGCACUGUUGAAGAAGGCUUCGGAAGCGUCAUCGCUGCCUCGGGGUCGGAUUGAAGUGGGGUGUUUUUUCCUGCUUCUGCGCCCAGUGGAGGAGGAGGGUGUCGUCGGUGGGACGGUAGUAUACGAGCGGGUUAGUUCUUGUGACGCUGUUAUGUUGUUGAACCACAAAGAGGCUGUAGGAGAGCAUCAGAUGGAAGAGGCUGAUCGGUUACUUGGGGUUAGGACGAUGGAGGUGGUGAUACGUUGAUGUGAUGGUUGAGGAGGAGUUUAGCAUGGUGCUGUGAAUUUGCUGUGCGGGGAUCACCUUGACGAUAUCAAACUGUCUUCUUUUGGUUUUAUUCUAUUCACUUUUUCUUGUUUG
Messenger RNA from Neurospora tetrasperma FGSC 2508, 2607 nucleotides. RefSeq lists its product as uncharacterized. The transcript has a single exon. NCBI's taxonomy places the organism in Eukaryota, Fungi, Ascomycota, Sordariomycetes, Sordariales, Sordariaceae. Bases 1 to 2493 code for a protein of 830 amino acids. The record is from RefSeq and is a predicted model, not a curated record.